Paramecium octaurelia is the source of this 692-nucleotide messenger RNA. The record is from the annotation of a GenBank genome assembly. Lineage: Eukaryota; Ciliophora; Oligohymenophorea; Peniculida; Parameciidae.
AUGAAUUACAUUUUAGUGGAGCAAGAUGAAAGACUUUAACUAUUGAUAAGUAUCGUGAAGAGAAUUAAAUCCAAUACUGUCGUAGUCUUCUCUGAAAAUUAAAUCAAUGUAACUCAAUUCACAUCAUUUAGUUUUUGUAAGAGCUCUUUAUCUUAAUGGGAAUAAAAACUAAUUUCAGAACGUACUAACAGCCAGCUAAUCAAUCCCUGUAAAUUUACUAUGAUCCCCCUUUGACAGAAGUGAAGAGUGGUUUAGUCUUUGUUCUGCCAGAAGAGAAGAUACCUAAUUGUACUGAAAGCAAAUUGGAGAAGAAUAAAUAGGAAUAAUUCGCAACUCAGGAAGUUAUGAAACUGGUUUCCAGCAACUAUAAUCUUAAUUGUUUAGCUGAGAAGGCAUACAAAGAUUUUGUCUAUGUACAAUAUCAAAUUUAUACUAGACUUAUCAACAUAAAUUAGAUCAACAGAAUUAUGAUGUCUUGAAAUUGAAUCCCAUGAGAUUGUGUAAAUCCUUUGGAUUUGAGGUCACUCCCAAGUUGAAUAGUAAAUUUCAUCAAUAAUUUAGAUUUCAGAUUAAGACCAAGCAAGGAAUAUCCACAAAAAUAGACCAAGACCAAUUAAACCAAAUCUAAAAAGAUCAAAAAGCAAUCUAAAAUUGUUAAUAAAAAAGUCAAUACAAAAAAACAUAAAAAUUGA